Phalaenopsis equestris is the source of this 2557-nucleotide messenger RNA. RefSeq lists its product as uncharacterized. The coding region runs from base 1 to 2169 and encodes 722 amino acids. Lineage: Eukaryota; Viridiplantae; Streptophyta; Magnoliopsida; Asparagales; Orchidaceae. The transcript is spliced from 8 exons. The record is from RefSeq and is a predicted model, not a curated record.
AUGUACGGGAGGUUAGAGGUGAGCAGCAGAUUGGGAAGAUGUGAAGCAAUGGAGGUUUGUGGGUGGGAAGAUGUGAGGCGAUGGAGGUUUGUGGGUGGGAACAUGCUGAUCUGCAAGGCUAGCUGGACCAGCGGGGAGGGGAGCCUUAGGCGUUUGAGUGAUUGUCUGGGGAAGGGAGAAUGGCAGUCUGGAGGGGUGGUAGGGGCAGGAGGACAGCAGGAGGGCUGUCCAAUGGUUCUUGCAGCGAGGAGAGGGGAUGGCGGCCUUGGGAAGAGGGCAGAGGGUCAAUUGCAUGAAAGACAGCAACUGUGGCUGUCUAGUAUGCCGUGGGGUCGCAGGCGGACUGUGGGGAGCAGGUUGCAGUUGGGCUGGGCCAUUUGCUGGAGCAAUGGAUGCUACCUGAGAGAGGAGCGAUGGGAGAGGGCUUGGGCUGUUUUAUCGGGACAUUGGAUUGUUCCCGGCCAGGGAGAUGAGAUGUUGGCGGGGAUGGAGAGAGAGGAAGAGGGAGUGGGUGGGCGAAAAGUUUCAUGUGAAGCUCGCCAGCGGGAGGAGCGGGAUGAGAUGCAUGGGGUGGUUGCCGGUUUGGAAAGGUUGGGAACUGUGGCAGAAAUUCUGGAGAGGGGACUCGAGAAGCGAGCAGUCACAGGUGGAGUGUCAGACAGAUUGGCGACUGUAGGGAAGGGGCCGAAAGGGCCUGGUGACUGUAGGAAAGUGCAGGGGCGGCUAAUGGCAGCAGGGAGUUUGCAGGGGAGGCUGGCGGUAGUAGAACUGGUAGGACAACAAGGUUGUGAAGUAGGAGUGGCAGUAGAGUGGUGGAGGCAUAUGGGGGUGGAAGCAGCUAGGGGAGAGGUAGUAAAAGGGUUCGGUGAGAAGAAGCGAAGGAGAUUGGAAGUUUACAACACCACCUCGGAGCAUGAUACAACAGAAGCACUUGUCGUCGGAUACAAUCCUAACAAGUGGGAAGAGACUCUACACAGUAGAUUAGAAGACAACUACACUCGAAUUGCCUCCUACUCACAAGGGACAACUAUUUAUAGCUCCUACUUCUACACAAAAGGAAGGGGAGUGAGAAGUGAUGAUGAUGAGUUUUAUGAUCGCACAAAGAAGCCAUCUGUUAAAAAGUCUGGUGAACAGCAGUCAGUUGAAACAGCUGAUACUCUCCUCGACAAAAUUGAAGUUAUAUCCAGUGAAAUAGAAGAGAAGAGAAAGGUCCUUGCAGAUGAGAAAGAGAAAAUUGCCUCUAACAAGCAAGAUGGCAACGGAAAGGAUGACUUGGACGCAUACAUGAUUGGUCUUUCUUCACAGUUAGUAAUUGAUAGGACUUUACAAAUGGAGAAGAACUUAUCUGAUUUACAAGCAGAGCUGAAAAGGAUAAAAUAUUUAUUAAAAAUUGCUGACCCAAGUGGAGAAGCUACUCGAAAAAGAACGUCAAACUCUACAGAAACUCAAGCACCCAAGUCUUCUAAGUCUGUGCCCAGCAUCUCAAGUCUUUGCCAGUCUAAUGAACAGCCAAACACCAUCUUAGAGACACUCAAAUCAAGGCCAUCUCUUCAGGAAACCCAUAAUUUGAUUCCAGCUGAGAAUACAUCUGAAAAGGUUGACGAUGAUUGUGGAGAUAAUGAAGACAAAAAGACUGCUUACGCCAUUGCCAAACCUCAGUGGCUUGGUGCCGCAAGAAAGAUAGAAUCAGAAGAUAAUCACAGUUCUCCAGCUAAUUUGGAUGUAGUUAUUUCAGAUGAUUUUGUUGACUACAACGAUAGGAAGAAAUUUCUUGCUGCAGCUGGUAAUGACGACAACUUAGAAACUGCAGGUUCUGGUCUCAUCAUAAGGAAGAGGAAAUCUACAGAAAGAGCUGAUCAUAGUGCUGAAAAAGCUCUAAAAGUUGAAGCUCCACUGUCGCCUAAGGCUGAAACUCUUGCAGCCGAUGCUAUUGCCUUGCUUUUGAAGCAUAAGCGAGGAAUUCAUGUAAUUGACGAAUUUACAGAUGAUGAGAAACAGAACGUACAAGUUGGAGGUCAAUCUGGUAAAGAGCUUUCACAUGUGAGUCGAAUCCUUGGACCUGUAAGACCUGAUUAUUUAGAUGGGAGUUCAGAUUAUGAGUCCUGGGUUCCACCUAAGGGGCAAACUGGAGACGGACGAACUUCACUGAAUGAUCGUCUUGGCUACUAAUUCACAGUCUUAUUGUUAGCCCUUAGAGACAGCUGCUAUUUGUUUGUAACUAUUAUAAUUCUGAGGAAGUCUGUCAUCUUGCUAAUGGGCACUGCAGAUCAUUGAGUAGUUGCUGAACAAUGAGAUUAUCUAGUAAGAUUACUUGACACUGAGAGGACAUCAAUAUUAAAUAUCUUACAAAGCGGCUCAUCAAGCUGUACUGUAAAUAUGUUCCGCUGAGGUAUUAAAAAUGGCUGCUAAUCCUUUUUUGCCCGUGAUUUGAGAUCAUGUCCUUCAUGUUUCCACACAUUACGUCAAAUUGUUUGUUGAAUGAUCAUUUUCAGAUGUUGUUGAACUUAUUUAUGCAUUAUGUGCACAUAAUAAUGAGGAAAAAUCAGUUUGAUUUUCU